GGGUGGAGGGGGCGUGGAUCUGGUCCGCCGUUUGUUAUUUCGUCCGUUGUAGUAGGCGAAACUUGUUGUUAUUGGUAGAAGAAUAACAAAUAUGUCAAUUGAGGCUCUCAUUGAAGCUGCGGAGUACCUUGAGCGAAGAGAAAGAGAAGCGGAACAUGGAUAUGCAUCUACUGUGCCUCUUCAGAUCGACACAUCUAGGCUGUUGAACAAGAGACAUCUCAAAACUCGGAGGGGUCUAGGCAGCAGGUCAACCCACAAUGAGCUGGAGAAAAAUAGGCGAGCGCACCUGCGGCGGUGCCUGGAGCGGCUGCGGGACCAGGUACCGCCCGGCCCCGACGCCAGCCGCCACACCACGCUUGGCCUGCUCACGCGCGCCAGGGACUACAUCCGGUCCCUGGAGGACAAGGACCGGAUGAACCACCGCUGCAAGCGGCAGCUGCGCCGGCAGCAGCGGCGGCUGGCCAGCCAGCUGCUGGACCGGCGGCGGCCGGUCGAGCCGCCGCGCCAACCCAGCAUCUCGUCUUCCGGCUACUCAGCCUCCGAGCUCUCCGAGUCGGCCGAGUCGCCCGACUCCGACGGGCUGGAGGUCAUCAACAGCGAAGCGGCCAGUGGGGCGGUCGGCGCCGCCCAUAUGACCUUCAACACGCUGGAGUUCCUCGGCAUCAGUGGCAUGCACGCACAGGCCAACUGUGAGCCAAUGCAGGCCUAGCUGCGGUCGGUCGUCACGCCCGCUGUGCAGUCAGCGGAGGCGGCCGCGCCGUCCGGUCCAGUAGCGCAAGACUUCACGCAGGCCCCCGCCUGGGGCCCGCCGCUGGCGCGCGAGAAACGAACGUCUGUCUUCGGUAGGGAUAACCAGUACAAAACUUGUCAUUGCUGUAGAGCCGG
Messenger RNA from Pollicipes pollicipes, 885 nucleotides. Its product is annotated as max dimerization protein 1. Gene Ontology annotation, biological process: regulation of transcription by RNA polymerase II. The record is from RefSeq and is a predicted model, not a curated record. Gene Ontology annotation, molecular function: DNA-binding transcription factor activity, RNA polymerase II-specific; RNA polymerase II cis-regulatory region sequence-specific DNA binding; protein dimerization activity. The transcript has 7 exons. The coding region runs from base 92 to 709 and encodes 205 amino acids. Lineage: Eukaryota; Metazoa; Arthropoda; Thecostraca; Pollicipedomorpha; Pollicipedidae.